Molecule: messenger RNA, 2344 nt
Organism: Carassius carassius (crucian carp)
Lineage: Eukaryota; Metazoa; Chordata; Actinopteri; Cypriniformes; Cyprinidae
Gene: gusb
Product: glucuronidase, beta
Exons: 13
Coding region: 48-1979 (643 amino acids)
Biological process (GO): carbohydrate metabolic process; glucuronoside catabolic process
Molecular function (GO): beta-glucuronidase activity; carbohydrate binding
Source: RefSeq, a predicted model, not a curated record
ACGGACGUGCUUCAGUGUAAACAGACCGUCGAGCAGAGCAGCGCGUGAUGGGCUCAAGCGGAGCGGAGCGAGCGGCUAAACGCUUGUUUCUGGCCGCUCUGUGCAGUGUGUUUCAGGCGCUGCAGGGAGGGAUGCUGUUCCCCACAGAGUCUCCCUCCAGAGAAGUGAAAGACUUGAGCGGCCUGUGGAGCUUCAGAGCGGAUCUGUCUCCGGAGCGGAGCCGUGGCUUCGAGCAGCAGUGGUUCAAGGGUCCUCUGGCGGAGACAGGGCCUGUUAUUGACAUGCCGGUGCCGUCCAGCUACAAUGACAUCACACAAGACGCCAAAAUCCGUGAUUUCAUUGGCUGGGUGUGGUAUGAGAAGGACGUAUGGGUGCCGUUGCGCUGGAUCCAGGACCGAGGAACAAGGAUCGUGCUCCGAGUGGGAAGCGCUCACUAUUACUCAGUGCUUUGGGUGAACGGGGUCAAGGUGACCGAGCAUGUGGGCGGUCAUCUCCCGUUUGAGGCGGACAUCAGCGGCGUUCUGCGGCAGACGAGCGUGAACCCAUGUCGAAUCACCAUCGCUGUGAACAACACUUUAACUCUAGAGACGCUUCCGCCGGGAAGCAUCCAGUACAUGAACGAUCGCACCAGAUACCCCGCUGGCUACUUCGUUCAGAACACAAACUUUGAUUUCUUCAACUACGCUGGAAUACACCGAUCGGUCCUGCUGUACACCACACCGCAGGCGCACAUUGAUGACAUCACAGUGGAGACCACCUUCUCUGAUAACAUUGGCCUGGUCAGUUUUAACGUGUCCGUGUUGGGCAGCUCUAAACCCGCUGUGAAAAUCACACUCUCAGCUCACGACGGCAGCUGUGUGGCUUCGGCCGACGGCUCCAGAGGAGUCCUCAAAGUCACUGACGUUAACCUCUGGUGGCCGUAUCUGAUGCACGAGAACCCAGCGUACCUUUACUCCAUGGAGGUUCAGGCAACCGCAGAGGACGGACAGACGGAUGUUUACACUCUUCCUGUGGGAAUUCGUACCAUUAAAGUCACCAACAAACAGUUUCUAAUCAACAACAAGCCGUUUUACUUCCAUGGGGUCAACAAACACGAGGACGCAGACAUCCGAGGGAAAGGCUUCGACUGGCCUCUGGUGGUGAAGGACUUUAACCUGAUGAAGUGGAUGGGAGUGAACUCGUUCCGCACCAGUCACUAUCCCUACGCCGAGGAGAUCCUGCAGAUGGCCGACCGGCACGGCAUCGUCAUCAUAGACGAGUGUCCUGGGGUGGGAAUCAAAGACAUACGCAGUUUUGGGAACGUUUCUCUGGCUCAUCACCUGACUGUCAUGGAGGAGCUGGUCCGGCGUGAUAAAAACCACCCGUCUGUGGUCAUGUGGUCUGUGGCCAAUGAACCGGCGUCUGAAAUGCCCCCCGCCGGACUCUACUUCAAGGAACUGGUGUCUCAUACGAAAUCUCUGGAUUCCUCUCGACCGGUCACAUACAUCACAGCCAGCAACUAUGCCAGAGAUCUAGGGGCUCCGUAUGUGGACGUUAUCUGCGUGAACAGCUAUCUAUCGUGGUAUCACGACCCGGGUCACACAGAGCUCAUCAGUCUUCAGCUCAACACUCAGUUUGAUAACUGGUACGGCAAAUACCAGAAACCCAUCAUCCAGAGCGAGUACGGAGCGGACGCCGUGCCUGGCUUACACAGCGAUCCACCCAUGAUGUUCACAGAGGAGUAUCAAAAGACGGUCCUGCAGAACUACCACAACGUGUUCGACCAGAAGAGGAAGGAGUUUGUGAUCGGAGAACUGAUCUGGAACUUCGCCGACUUCAUGACGUCUCAAAAUAUCAUUCGAGUGGUCGGGAAUAAGAAGGGAAUCUUCACUCGGCAGCGGCAGCCCAAAGCCGGAGCAUUUCUUCUGCGUGAGCGAUACUGGAGGAUCGCCAAUGAGACAGGUGUGCUGCCCACCUGGGCCAGGUAUCCCUGCCUGUGAGCCGGAUUAACUGCUUCCUGUGAGGACAGACCAGGUGAAAUGUGAUCUUCAUGAGAUUCGCCCAAUCAGGUUUCUACUCAUCCCCAUGUUACCCAUCAGGCCACUGUGUACUUCACUGGCAGUACUUUAUUAAACCAUCAUUUUCUAUGAAUUUUAAUAAUCUUGUAAUAACUGGCUCCAGUCUUUUAUGUCCAAAAUAUUUCUCAUUUAAGUUAAAUCUCAGUUUGUGGAUGUUGAUUUUUGUACGAUAACAGAGUGUACUUUAAUUUAAUGACUUCAUAAUAAGCAAUGGAAUUAAUCCUUUGUGUUUGUGGACAUUCCAGACAUUCCUCAGCGAUGUCAUCGAAAUAAACGACAUUCCACGA